UACAAGAGGUGCAAAAUAGUAACCUCGUGUACGAAGUAGCGCGACCGAUUUGUAAUCGUCGCGAUUACGCGGAGCCGCGAGAGACGGAAUAUCGGCGGCACCGUUGGUGAUUUCGGUAAAUGAGAUAUAAACGAAUAACCGGCGAGCUACACGACUUUUCCGUGGGCAAUUAUACGAUCGGCACGCAAAGACAGAUAUUAUGGAUGGUUAAUUUAUUUACGCGGCAACGGGAGUAGAGUAAAUAUAUGCAUGUAACGUAUAAUGAGGACUUACUCCUAACAAGUGCAAAAGUCCGUGAAAUAAAUAAGCUGAAACUGAAGUACGUUGAUGAGAUCGCGUGCUUGCGGGGAAUCGAAAUUACUUUUGCGGAGACUGCUUUGAACACCGGAAUUUCGGGCAACACUCAGCAGCAACAGCAGUUCCUCGAGCCGAGAAUGGCGCAGUUGGAGACUCUGGAGGCCAAGAUGGCCAGUAUCGAGGUGUCCCUGUCGACGACACCUCGGCGUAAAAAAGGCGGCAGUAUAACAGGAGUGACGUCUUCUCCGGCUGGACAUCGGGCUCGAGAUGUUGGAAAGGAAUUGGACGCCCUACGAAUCGCCCUUCGUGACAAAGAAAAUAUAAUACAAAAUCUCAAGGGACAACUGUGCAAUACCCUCAGCAAUCGUUUAUCCUUACGUAAUGGUCCAUCCUUGACCGAAUCGGACCGCAAAGCAGCCGAAGAUCGUCUUCAGCGGCUACGUCGUGAUGCCGAUAACAAGCGGCUGGCUAUAAAAAAUCUUAAGCUGGCUCUGGAACGACUGGAUAUUACAGACAAUAUAGACGUCCGGAUACAACAGGCCGAGCUUGAAUACAGAUUAGGGAGGGAAGAACUGGAGCUUUUGACUCUUAGAGAAGAGAGUCGAGCCCUUCAGGCGGCCCUUGAACUCGCCGACACGCAAGAGAAGCAAAAGAACCACACGAUAUUCAGUUGUAUUUCCGGGUCUACGCAGGUGACGGUCCACGCUCUGGAGGUCAGCGCCGAUCCGAAGAGCCCGAGAUUUGGUGCCGGGCCGAAGGACGACGCACCCGGACUUUACGUCGAUUGGGCUGUUGAAGAAUCGGGACUUUGCAAGGGCGAUAGAAUUCUAGAGGUGAAUGGCAAACUGGUCGUGGGUGCCGGAAGAAGUGAUCUAGCCAGGUUGCUGGCUGUGGCACCGGAUGCGGCGCAGAUCGUAGUCCUUCGAAAAGGAGAAUCCCUCGCUGCCCUUCGCACCCUUAGAUCUGACAAUCUUCGACUCACCCACAGAAUCGGAUACCUCGAGGAACAGGUCAGAGACCUUCUUACACCUUCGCGACCUCCGGUACCCGCUGAACCCCCACCGAGUCGACAGGAGCACGUCCAGGUUUUUCAAAAAGGACCGCAAGUCACUGCGCUGGUGGCCAAUCUACCCGGUUUGGGAGUUAAAAGUCCUUCGGAACUCCGACAAAGCUUGCCGACGGUGAGGACGAAACAUGGUGAUCAUCCUCGGCGAACGAGCGAGUCUCGUAAUUCCAAAGAAAUGGAUUUUGCGUCGGAUGGAAAUCACGGACAUCAUAAAAACAAAACUAGGCAGAGACCUCAGGGGUAUCAGCUUGCGAGGUCAACAGCCAGCUUGGAUUGUAAACAAUCGUCGAAUUCUCAAGUUCAGCGGAGAUUGCCGCGCGCCGAAUCUGCUAUGGAACAAAUACACAAGAGUCGCAGGAACGCGCCGUCUUUACAGUCUUUAGAGUUCGAUUCAGAGCCCACGUACUAUCGUCUUCAGGAUUCCCAGUCGAGAACAUCUGAGCAGUCGGACGCUUCUAUGAUGUAUUCAUCUCACGAGGCAAGAACGCGCCCUACACCCCCGAAAAAACCUCUCCGACUUUCGCUCCAUAGAGCAGCCAGUCUCCAAUCGGUAGAAAGCGCACCUCCAACUCCGCAGCAUGAACCCAGUCGGAAACCAGUCAAGAGAAAUUAUCGUGGUGAUCCUCCGCAUUCCUUGGAAAGAGAAUCACAUUCUGAACGUAAUGAUCAGAUACCUGUUCAACCCAGCCAAAUGACCAAUCAGCCACCGCAGCCACCACCUAGAACUCCGUCGCGGGCGGAAUCAUGUCAAAGUGCUCUGCGGUGGCCUUCCCCACGACCUAGACCCCAGCUGGCAUCUGUUCCAAUGGAGAAGUGGUGUUAAUUAAAGUCGAAAAAUCAGUGGAACAAUAGAUCACCUGCGAAGGCCUCAAAUCUUGGGCUAAAAAGAUGGGAAUACGUAAUUUUAGGUUUACAUUAAUAGUGGCAAUGCAAAGGAACGUUCGCUAAAUGUCCAUAAUCUGUACAAAAUGCAUUGAUGCAUAAAAUGUAAUUGUUUAAUUCAGAAGUCGUAACUAAUAGUUUUUCAGGAACGAUUUUGUCAAUAAUGCCGGAUUGAUUCUACCGUACUAUAGUUAAGAGUUUAAUUUUGUAGCACGUGACAGAGAAAAUUUUAGAUUAUAUUUUAUUCUAGAUGUGAGUAACGAGUAGAAAUUGGAUGCUAGAUAUUAUCUAGUGUAUGUACUUAUAUUUUUUCUUUGUGACUUCAUACUAUUAGCGUAAUAAAAAAACAUGAUAUUAUAGAAUUA
This is a messenger RNA of Athalia rosae (coleseed sawfly), 2610 nucleotides long. RefSeq lists its product as uncharacterized. The coding region runs from base 246 to 2186 and encodes 646 amino acids. The record is from RefSeq and is a predicted model, not a curated record. The transcript has 9 exons. Gene Ontology annotation, molecular function: protein binding. Lineage: Eukaryota; Metazoa; Arthropoda; Insecta; Hymenoptera; Athaliidae.